This is a messenger RNA of Paramecium tetraurelia, 507 nucleotides long. RefSeq lists its product as uncharacterized. The record is from RefSeq and is a predicted model, not a curated record. Lineage: Eukaryota; Ciliophora; Oligohymenophorea; Peniculida; Parameciidae. The transcript has a single exon.
AUGAAAUUAAUAGAGCUGGAAGGAUGGUAACAGUAUUCGACAUCUCCAUAUAUAAAUUAAUUAAAAUAACUCUCGUAAUCCCCUGAAAUUACACCAACAAAACGAUAGCUCUAAGAUAAGUUGCCUUCAAUCCAUUAGAAAAAGUAAGAAUGCCAUAAAAUCCAGAAUUACAAAUCAAGUUAUUUUGCAAAUAAAAAUUAAAUGGGAUAUCAAGUCAUUAGUGAAGAAAGAAAGUCUCAAAAGCUUACCAAACAAUACACUGAAGUGCAUUAGUAAUAAUACUAAUUUCAUGAAUUGUCCUCCUUUAUAGAAUCCCCUAAGAAAUCAAAAAAAAUGAGAGAACUUUAGGAUAGUUUAUUCUAAAAAAGAUCAUAUAGGUUGAAAGUCAAAAAUAAAAUGUUGAAUUUAAAAUAGAAAUCACCUCUCCAUAAUAUAUCCUAAUUAUUGAGAAAAUUAAAUAGUGAAGACAUAAAUAAAAAUGAAUUAGUAUAAAUUUUAGAUAAAUGA